Messenger RNA from Cooperia oncophora, 255 nucleotides. Lineage: Eukaryota; Metazoa; Nematoda; Chromadorea; Rhabditida; Trichostrongylidae. The record is from the annotation of a GenBank genome assembly.
AUGCAUACCAUUGGUGGAAGGAACACUUUGAUACGUCCCCUGCAGCAAAAAAGAAAGUUCAACUUACCGCGAAAUGUUCAACCGGAAGGAGUGUCAAGUAAGCUGACCAGUGAUGGAACACUUACAAUUGAGGCUAUUCCCCUGAGACCAAAGGAAGGCUCUCCUGCACGUGCGAUUCCAAUCAAAAUUGUGGGUGGAGGAACGCCAGCUCAAGCAUCGCCUUCAACAGAAACGAAAUCAGAGGAAGCCAAAUAA